This is a messenger RNA of Populus trichocarpa (black cottonwood), 1884 nucleotides long. Its product is annotated as protein DETOXIFICATION 34. Gene Ontology annotation, molecular function: xenobiotic transmembrane transporter activity; antiporter activity. The record is from RefSeq and is a predicted model, not a curated record. Gene Ontology annotation, cellular component: membrane. The transcript is spliced from 7 exons. The annotation marks the transcript as partial. NCBI's taxonomy places the organism in Eukaryota, Viridiplantae, Streptophyta, Magnoliopsida, Malpighiales, Salicaceae. Gene Ontology annotation, biological process: xenobiotic detoxification by transmembrane export across the plasma membrane.
AAACAUAAUCAACGAGAGCAAGAGAACUUGAGCUUAAUCUUAGAAACAAGAAAAGCAGAAAGUAUAGUAAAAAUAGGGAAUACUAAAGGAAAUGAAGAAUCCAAAGCAGAGGAGAGCAGUAGCUCAUCCUCUGCUGGAUCACCCCCCAGUGAAAAGUUAAGGUCAGUUAGUGCCUCUCCCUUUAUUGAUGGUGUCUCAAGAAGUGAUUCAUUUGUGAGGGAUAACCACCAUUUCCUUGAAACUGCGGAUCUCCACCCUGCACCUUCAACGUUGAUCACUAAUGAUCAGGGAGGAGAUUAUCCUCCUGCAAUAGGCUUUGGGGACGCAAAAUACAUAUGUUUGUUGGAAUCUUCAAAGUUAUGGGCAAUUGCAGGCCCCAUAGCAUUCAAUAUCCUUUGCAAUUACGGAGUUAACUCGUUCACGAACAUCUUCGUUGGCCACAUUGGAGAUAUUGAGCUAUCUGCGGUUGCAAUCUCUCUGUCUGUCAUUGCAAAUUUCUCUUUUGGUUUCCUGCUUGGUAUGGGCAGUGCUCUUGAAACGCUAUGUGGACAAGCAUUUGGAGCAGGGCAAGUAAAUUUACUUGGAGUGUACAUGCAAAGAUCAUGGAUAAUUCUGUUUGUUGCUUGCUUAUUCUUGUUGCCGCUGUAUGUAUUUGCUACUCCAGUACUAAAACUGCUUGGACAACGAAAAGAUAUCGCAGAACUUGCUGGAAAAUUUACUAUUCAAGUUAUCCCUCAAAUGUUCUCGUUAGCCAUCAAUUUCCCUACUCAAAAGUUCCUGCAGGCACAAAGCAAGGUUGGAGUUUUGGCAUGGAUUGGCCUUGCAGCUUUGAUCAUACACAUUGGGGUGCUUUAUCUCUUCAUAAACGUAUUCAAGUGGGGUUUGGCUGGUGCUGCCAUUGCUUAUGACAUCUCAUCUUGGGGCAUUGCUUUGGCUCAGUUAGCUUAUGUGGUUGGUUGGUGCAAGGACGGAUGGAAAGGAUUGUCUUGGUUAGCCUUUAAGGACAUUUGGGCUUUUGUUCGGCUCUCCAUAGCUUCAGCUGUGAUGCUUUGCCUGGAGAUUUGGUAUUUUAUGACCAUAAUUGUUCUUACUGGACACCUUGAAGAUCCUAUCAUCGCAGUUGGGUCCCUUUCUAUCUGCAUGAACAUCAAUGGUUGGGAAGGCAUGUUGUUUAUUGGAAUCAAUGCAGCUAUAAGUGUUCGAGUUUCUAAUGAGCUAGGAUCAGGCCAUCCGAGAGCUGCAAAAUACGCUGUCAUUGUCACAUGCAUUGAGUCUCUCCUUAUUGGGAUCCUUUGUGCAGUGAUUAUUCUGGCAACUAGGAACCAUUUUGCUAUAAUUUUUACUGCUAGCGAAGAGAUGAGAAAAGCGGUGGCCAAUUUAGCAUACCUUCUUGGUAUAACCAUGAUCUUAAAUAGCAUUCAGCCAGUAAUCUCAGGUGUUGCUGUGGGAGGUGGCUGGCAAGCCUUGGUGGCUUAUAUAAACUUGUUUUGUUAUUACGUUGUCGGCCUUCCUCUAGGGUUUCUUCUUGGUUACAAAACAAAAUUGCAUGUCAAGGGAAUUUGGAUAGGCAUGAUUAUUGGGACUUGCCUGCAGACAUUGAUCCUUGUUUUUAUUGUUUAUAAAACCAACUGGAACAAGGAGGUUGAACAAGCUUCUGAACGAAUGCGAAAAUGGGGUGGACAAGAAGAGCAACAACUAUCCGGCGAUUCGAAUCAAAUCAACAUUUUGACCACUUAAAUUUCUCCUGGCACCAUAAAUGCCUAAAGAAUUUUCUUGUAUGUUUAGAAAUUUGUAUUUGUUUUCCGUUGUCCAAUUCAAUAAUUUAGGCGGUGUAUUAAACAAUUCCAGAAUUUAAUUUCAUCAAAAUUCAAAUGCUUCUUGCAA